ACUCGCCUGCGCUAAACCCUCCCCCGUCGGUCGCCGCAAAGCGAAGGGGAAGCCCUCCGCUCCGCUCCGUAGCGCCGCCGCUCUCUUCCCCACGCACCAUCGCUCGCCGGCCCGCUCACCGGUCACCAGUAGCAGCAUGGCGGCGGCCGCUGCCCGCUCCGGGUUCCGGCGGAUGUUCUCCGUCUCGGGCUUCACGCCGCCGCCUCCCCCCGCCGCCCGCCCCGCGGCGGAACCGUGCAACAACCUCUUCGUCUCAGGGUUGAAUAAACGCACGACAUCUGAGGGACUUAGGGAAGCCUUCUCAAAAUUUGGUCAGGUUAUUGAAGCUAGAGUAAUCACUGAUAGAAUAUCUGGAUACUCCAGAGGAUUUGGGUUUGUCAAAUAUGCAACUGUUAUAGAAGCCGGUGAGGGCAUAAAAGGCAUGGAUGGAAAGUUCCUUGAUGGUUGGGUGAUAUUUGCCGAGUACGCCAAGCAGAGAGAAACUCAGCAGCCUGCGCAGCCAUCAUCUGGUUACCAAUACUCGAACUAAUUAUAGUUGCCUCUACUAGCAUGAUUAUUUUCUAUUGUUUCUAGAGGGAGAUAUUUUAGUGUGCACGGCAUGAACUUCCCUUCUGGCUAUAAAUUUACUGUGCCGUUUUUGUUGGCUACUGCCUAUUAGAUGACUCUACUCUGUCCACUUAUGUAACUACAUCUGUCACUACUGUGUUGUUGGCUACUGCCUAUUAUUAAGCGACUACUCUGUUCGCUUA
Molecule: messenger RNA, 749 nt
Organism: Oryza brachyantha (malo sina)
Lineage: Eukaryota; Viridiplantae; Streptophyta; Magnoliopsida; Poales; Poaceae
Product: organelle RRM domain-containing protein 2, mitochondrial-like
Exons: 4
Coding region: 137-529 (130 amino acids)
Molecular function (GO): RNA binding
Source: RefSeq, a predicted model, not a curated record